AUGUUUUGGUUCAAAACUCAACAAAAAAUAUCUAGCUUACCAUCUUUAUGGAAUCUAUCCAACCAAAAUGAUCAAGUAGUAAAAGAUUUCUAUAACUGUUACACUGACUACACGAUAAGAGAGAAGUAUAUAUAUUUUCUUAAUCCAAUUAGAAACUAUACUCCGCCUAAAUAUCCAAUAGUGUUUUGCCAUGGGUUAUCGGGAUUUGAUCAACUGAUUCUUAUCCCUUCUAUGAAACAGUUACUUAAUUUAUUAAAAAAUCAUAUUCAAUUGUUGGCCACCGAUCAGAAUGAUUUAUCUCCCUUUGAUACACAUAUGACUAAUGGCAUCAAUAACAGCAAGGUCGUCACACCUUUACCAUCUUCUUCAUCUCCAUCUAUAUCUUCUUCAUUUUUAGCCAUUGAUUAUUGGUUAGGCAUUCAAAAAUAUUUACAGGCUAUGGGCUGUCAAGUUUAUAUAGCUAAAGUACCGAGUUUUGGUAGUAUUGAAUCUCGUGCAUUAACAUUACAUACAUUAUUAAAUAAAAUUGCUUUAUCGAAAACAGACACUACCACAUCUUCACAAAACGGUAACAUGAAAUUCAAUUUAAUAGCUCAUUCUAUGGGUGGAUUAGAUUGUAGGUAUUUGAUAUCAAGGAUUUCCAAUGAUGCCAAAAAGAAAAAUUAUCAAAUUUUGUCAUUGACAACUAUAUCCACACCACAUAGAGGUUCUGAGAUGGCCGAUUUUGUAGUUGAACAAUUUGAAAAUUGGAGCCGUUUCUUAAAGUUAAAGCCACAAAAUGAAAAUGGGGAAAAUGCUCCAUUGUUACCAUUAUGUUUCUAUCAAUUAAGAACCACUUAUAUGACCCAAUAUUUCAACCAUAUCACUCCGAAUAAUCCGAAGGUGGCAUAUUUUAGUUAUGGUGCCGUCUUUAAACCAUAUUGGUAUAAUGUAUUUCGUCCAACAUGGCAAAUUAUAAAUGAUCGUUCCAAUGGUGAACCUAAUGAUGGUAUGGUUACAGUUAAGAGUUCACGUUGGGGUAAAUAUAUGGGCACAUUAUAUGGAUUAGAUCAUUUAGAUGUAAUCAACUGGCAAAACAACUUAAUUUUAAAAACACCGUCAAAACCAACUUCAAUAUUCUCAUCCUCAUCUCCAGUGAAUUUUGUAAAACUUGAUAUUUUACAAUUUUAUCUUUCUAUUACUCAUAAUUUAGCUCUCAAUGGAUUCUGA
This is a messenger RNA of Arxiozyma heterogenica, 1209 nucleotides long. It is a transcript of the gene TGL2, whose product is annotated as triglyceride lipase. NCBI's taxonomy places the organism in Eukaryota, Fungi, Ascomycota, Saccharomycetes, Saccharomycetales, Saccharomycetaceae. Gene Ontology annotation, molecular function: triacylglycerol lipase activity. Gene Ontology annotation, biological process: lipid metabolic process. The record is from RefSeq and is a predicted model, not a curated record. The transcript has a single exon. Bases 1 to 1209 code for a protein of 402 amino acids.